CUUGAAAGACAACCUUGCACAAUGUCAGCUGAAACGUCACCACCCAAGUGGUGGAUAUAUCUCAAUGGCUUCGACAUGUUCACGGUUGGCCAGCUUUCCUUCGGCCAAUGGAAAAACCAUUCCGAUCGGUCAGCGACUAAGCGAUGAGAUCUACCUGGCCCAAUUGCUCGAGAAAGGCGAUUUUAAUGCCUUGUUCCUUGCCGACACAUAUGGUCUAUACGACACGUACAAGGUACGGCAGAACCAGCUAUUCGGAAUGGAGCUCAGUAUCCUAUGGGAGAUCCUUCAAUAG
Molecule: messenger RNA, 292 nt
Organism: Penicillium verrucosum
Lineage: Eukaryota; Fungi; Ascomycota; Eurotiomycetes; Eurotiales; Aspergillaceae
Product: Nitrilotriacetate monooxygenase component A/pristinamycin IIA synthase subunit A
Exons: 2
Coding region: 65-292 (75 amino acids)
Source: RefSeq, a predicted model, not a curated record